AUGUAUGACAAACUAGAUGUGAUGUAUGACAAACUAGAUGUGAUGUAUGACAAACUAGAUGUGAUGUAUGACAAACUAGAUGUGAUGUAUGACAAACUAGAUGUGAUGUAUGACAAACUAGAUGUGAUGUAUGACAAACUAGAUGUGAUGUAUGACAAACUAGAUGUGAUGUAUGACAAACUAGAUGUGAUGUAUGACAAACUAGAUGUGAUGUAUGACAAACUAGAUGUGAUGUAUGACAAACUAGAUGUGAUGUAUGACAAACUAGAUGUGAUGUAUGACAAACUAGAUGUGAUGUAUGACAAACUAGAUGUGAUGUAUGACAAACUAGAUGUGAUGUAUGACAAACUAGAUGUGAUGUAUGACAAACUAGAUGUGAUGUAUGACAAACUAGAUGUGAUGUAUGACAAACUAGAUGUGAUGUAUGACAAACUAGAUGUGAUGUAUGACAAACUAGAUGUGAUGUAUGACAAACUAGAUGUGAUAUGUGAUGACAAACUAGAUGUGAUGUAUGACAAACUAGAUGUGAUGUAUGACAAACUAGAUGUGAUGUAUGACAAACUAGAUGUGAUGUAUGACAAACUAGAUGUGAUGUAUGACAAACUAGAUGUGAUGUAUGACAAACUAGAUGUGAUGUAUGACAAACUAGAUGUGAUGUAUGACAAACUAGAUGUGAUGUAUGACAAACUAGAUGUGAUGUAUGACAAACUAGAUGUGAUGUAUGACAAACUAGAUGUGAUGUAUGACAAACUAGAUGUGAUGUAUGACAAACUAGAUGUGAUGUAUGACAAACUAGAUGUGAUGUAUGACAAACUAGAUGUGAUGUAUGACAAACUAGAUGUGAUGUAUGACAAACUAGAUGUGAUGUAUGACAAACUAGAUGUGAUGUAUGACAAACUAGAUUUGAUGUAUGACAAACUAGAUGUGAUGUAUGACAAACUAGAUAUUUUGAGAGCCCUCUGUGGGCGAGUGAACAGUGCGGAAGCGCAAAUAAAUCAUUACGGUCUGAGGAGAAUGGCGUUGCGAGGAGUUGCCAGGGGAUUUGGCCGAUGCUCAACACUCAAGGGAAAGGCGAGACGGAUAUACGAUCAAACAGCUAUUGGAACUUUUCGUUUGCUGCUGAAGAUAGGGAUGGAGCGCUUUUGGGAGUGA
This is a messenger RNA of Candidula unifasciata, 1152 nucleotides long. Lineage: Eukaryota; Metazoa; Mollusca; Gastropoda; Stylommatophora; Geomitridae. The record is from the annotation of a GenBank genome assembly.